Messenger RNA from Chenopodium quinoa (quinoa), 3580 nucleotides. RefSeq names its product F-box/LRR-repeat protein At4g14103-like. The transcript has 4 exons. Lineage: Eukaryota; Viridiplantae; Streptophyta; Magnoliopsida; Caryophyllales; Amaranthaceae. Gene Ontology annotation, molecular function: protein binding. The record is from RefSeq and is a predicted model, not a curated record. Bases 1233 to 2690 code for a protein of 485 amino acids.
AACGUUCGUUCUUUUCAACUCCCAUCUCAAAAGUUUUAAUUUUUCUUCUAGGAAUUUCCCUUUUUUUGAAUGAUCAAAUUAUCAAAAAUCUCAUAUUUUCUGGGUUUCAAUUACCCAGAUUUUAUUCUCCUUCUUUUCACCCCAAUUUCAGUUAAUUUGAACUGAAAUUCAUUUUUUUUUUAUUGAUCAGGGGCAUUACUCCGAACGAGCCGCCGCCGCGGUUUGUAGGCAGAUUGUUAAGGUUUCGGGUUGUCGGUAUUUAUAGAAGAAGGUUGAUUUAUUAUCCUCUUUGUAAUCAUUGCUUUAACUUAAUUCGUGUGCACAUUGUGUUUGUUUAUACAUUGGCAUUUUCAUACUAUUCUUUGUUCUAUAUUGCUGCUUUUUUUUUUUUUUUUGAAUGUGUAUACACCUUGAAUUCCUUUCCCACCUAAAAGAAGUUAAAGCAAAGGUAAUGGAAAGGAGACACUAUGUUUUCUAUUUCAUCAUCACGUUUUUUUGUAUUGAUGUCUUUUGGUCUGUUGACUGUUUUGUUAUUUUUUUCGAAAAUGCUUAUGAAAUUCUUAGUAAAAUGAACUAAUUACUCUUCUUUUUCGGAAUUUUGUUGCGAUUCACGAACUUCAUCUCGAAUGUCAGACAUUUUUAGAAGUUUUGAUGCAAUUUGAACUAAAUUUGAAGUGAUUUUCAUGCGAGUGUUUGGGUUUGAUGAGAGAGAAUUUCAGGAAAUUUCUUGAAUUGAAGCUUUUGAUUAUUUUUUAUAUAUAUAUAUAUAUAUGGGAGGAAUGAGCGGUUAUUUGCAUUUACCGUGGUUAGUGGCUGGUAACUGGAGGUAACUGCUUGGUUAGUGGGGUAUUGGGCUGUGGGUUUACCGUGGUUAGUUGAUGGUAACUGCAUGUAUAAUUAAAGGGCUUUGGGUAAGGGUUUUAUUGUAAUUUUGAAAGGGGAAGUAGCCAAGUAGGUAUUAACGCCUAAAGGGGUGUAGCCGUGUAGUCAUUAGGAAUCACCUAGACUCAGCCCGCACUUUUUAAACGGGUUUGGGUAGGACACUUUAUACAAGUAUACAAGCCUGGCUCAUUUGAUCACCUUUACUGCUCCACAUCAACCACGUUAAUUGCAUCACAUUCCAAAAGCACAUGAUGCUGAAUAUAAUUUCUUCACCCAAAAUUUCAAAGGAAUUGAGUUGAACAUUUCUGGAAUUCAGUACAAUAAACCCUAGUAUAAAUUCGGAUUCGGAUAUGCCGUGUACUACUAGUAUCUUACAUGACAAUACUGAUAGUAAAAGGCUACUACGAGUAGUUGAUAGGUUGAGCAAUAUACCUGAUGAAGUGUUGAUUCGGAUAAUGUCUUUGCUUCCGACUAAGGAUGUUGCUGCUACUUGUGUCUUGUCUAAGAAACUGAUGCGCGUCUUGUGUUUGAUCACCGCCUUAGACAUAGACGAUUCACCUAUAUCUCAUUGUGUGCAUUUUCCCAAUGAAAUUCACAAGUUCCCCUCUUUUGUGACCUUUGUCAAUAAUGUUCUCCAAGCACACCGAUCUCAAUAUCUCACCAGGUUUAGGCUUGGAGUGGGUUCAGACAUGAUCAGAAGAUAUUUUUAUAGGUGUAUAAAGCAUUGUUUACCUGAUGUAAAACCCGUGCUCAUUUGUUCGUGGAUCUCUCUCCCCUUAACAUGUUGUGGCCUUAAGGAGCUCGACCUUUGCAUUCACGUGAGAGAACCAGAUGAUGGUCAUCCGUUGCCCCCAGAGAUAUUCACUUGUCAAACAUUGGAGGUGUUGAAGCUUGAUGUCAAUCUCCCUGUUGAUCGAGUUUCCACCACUUUUCAUCUACCACUAUUGAAACUGCUCCACCUCCGCGUGUCUCAUAUAUAUGGGGAUGGUAGCUUUGUGUCAAGCCUGGUUUCUUCUUGCCCCUUACUUGAAGACCUCAUGGUGGAAGCAUUGCUGGACCAUGUCCAAUCUAUUAUUAUCUCUUCACCUUCUCUUCGGAUUUUUUUGUUAAAAAUAUAUACUGUUGAGUGUGAUAACACUGACUUUUUGUGUCUUGAUACUCCUAAUUUGGAGUAUCUUCAUUACAAUUCUAAUUUAGCAGUACAGCAAUCUAUUACAAACAUGGAUCGUUUGAUUCAAGCAAGCAUUAAUAUUGGUGACUUGAUAAGGAGUGCACAUUCAUAUCAGGAUUGCCGUCAACAAAUACUAGGCAUCAUGAGGUGCUUGACCAAUGUUGACAAUUUGAAAUUGCUCGGGUCAUGCUUAAAGGAUCAACUGCCCAUGUUUCGCAAUCUGAAAUAUUUAGAGCUGGGUAAUAGAGGAUACAACUGUUGGGAAAGGGUGCUGGAAGCAUUUCUUAUCUGUUCCCCCGUCUUAGAAACGCUUGUUUUUCCACAGUUACUUAUAGAAUAUGCUGCAAAGCAGAUGGUGCAUUUGGAACAACAGUUUUGCAAGAGAGGUCUAGCAAUCGUUCCUCCGUGCUGCAAGUUUCAUCUCAGAAGAAUCGUGAUUAAGAAUUGCUAUGGGAAUGAACGAGAAAUUGGUUUGAUCCAGUUUCUGCUGAAACAUGCAUUAGUUUUGGAGGAAUUGCUCAUAUCUCAAUUCGAGGGCCUUUAUCCACAUUUUCCAAUUGUAGAUAAGGUGGAACUCCAAAGGACAUUACAGAAUUUACCAAGGGCCUCACUCACCUGCUCAAUUCAAGUAUUGUGAUCUGAUCAUUCAUUCCGAUAUAAAACCAAGCAGCUAGCAUAUUCUCCUUAACGAUGACAUGGUUGCUCAUGUUGGGGACUUUGGCUUAGCAAGGUUUCAUUUUCAUGUACCACAAAAUAAUAGUAGCUCAAUUGCAGGUAGUUAUAGGAACAAUUGGGUAUGCAGAUCGAAGAUGCAAUCGGAGAGUUGAUAGUAACAAACUAACAACUAACAAGGGAUGUUCUCCUUAACGAACUACAUAUAAUCCGUGCUAUUCACCUAUUAACCAAAACAAGCUAAAAUGAUAGUAGCUGCUAACAUCGAUCUACUUUACAUGAAUGAGAGGUUUAUCCUCUUAUUAACCAAAACGAGCUAAAAUGAUAGUAGUACAAUUAUAGAAACCAAUUUUUUAGGGCUUUAACCACCCACUUAUAUAUUUGAUUGAAUCGAUUAUUUGACAUAUUCACAUGGUAUUAGAGUUAGUGAUUUAAUGAGACGAGGUUUAACUCUAAUUAUUAGUUAGUUAGAAUCGAUCUUUUAGUUAAUUAGGAAAUUGAGAUUUGAAUUAAUUUACGCAUGCUGGUAAAAUACAAUUAUAUUGAUCUUAUUCUAUAUGUUUGCUACAUAGAAACAAGGACCAUAUAAACAUGCAUAAUUAGAAUAUCUAGAUAUGUAUGAGUAAAUUGGGCUCUAUAUCUACUUGAACAAUAUAUAGGUUAGUUUUGGCUAGGUUGAAUGUAUUGAGUUUGAUAUAAUAUACUUCGUACUAAUUAAUAUUGUGUUUUAUGUUUUAUUAUGUGCAUGUAUCCACGAGUUUAAAAGCUAUUUUUUUUUUAAAAAAAAUGUAUAGACUAAUAUAAGCAAAACUUUUGACUAUUCUAGUUGAGUAGUCGACUAAUUGCACAAGAGGU